Mobula hypostoma (lesser devil ray) is the source of this 3130-nucleotide messenger RNA. It is a transcript of the gene cbx1b, whose product is annotated as chromobox homolog 1b (HP1 beta homolog Drosophila). Gene Ontology annotation, cellular component: nucleus; pericentric heterochromatin. The record is from RefSeq and is a predicted model, not a curated record. NCBI's taxonomy places the organism in Eukaryota, Metazoa, Chordata, Chondrichthyes, Myliobatiformes, Myliobatidae. Gene Ontology annotation, biological process: chromatin organization; negative regulation of transcription by RNA polymerase II. Bases 215 to 766 code for a protein of 183 amino acids. The transcript is spliced from 5 exons. Gene Ontology annotation, molecular function: chromatin binding.
GGCGGGUUUGUGUGCAGCCUUUUGUUUGUGUGUAUUUUCGGGAUAUUUUAAUUAUUGCAGCGCACGUUGCAUUGACCAAAACCAAAAAAAAAGAUACAAUAGCCACGGGAGUAGAAGACGGUUUAAAAUACAAUAUUACCCGUCGGGUACGUCUUUUAUUUACCAAAAAAAAACAAAAGCCUCAGCCUCUCUUCUCAAUUUGAGACUGGAUACGAUGGGCAAGAAGCAGAACAAGAAGAAAGUGGAGGAGGUUCUGGAGGAGGAGGAGGAGGAGUACGUGGUGGAGAAGGUCCUGGACAGGCGCAUCGUCAAGGGGAAGGUGGAGUACCUCCUCAAGUGGAAAGGGUUCACAGAUGACGACAACACAUGGGAGCCAGAGGAAAACCUAGACUGUCCCGACCUCAUCGCGGAAUUCCUGCAGUCCCAGAAAAUAGCGCAUGACGGCGUGGAUAAGUCAGAGGGCCCAAAGCGGAAAGCGGAGUCCGAUACAGAAACCGAGGAGAGUAAAAACAAGAAGAAGAGAGAGGAGCAAGAGAAACCGAGAGGUUUUGCCCGAGGGCUGGAGCCAGAGCGGAUUAUCGGGGCAACGGAUUCGAGUGGAGAGCUCAUGUUCCUGAUGAAGUGGAAAAACUCCGACGAGGCUGACCUGGUGCCGGCGAAAGAGGCAAACGUGAAGUGCCCCCAGGUGGUAAUCUCUUUUUACGAGGAGCGCCUGACGUGGCACUCGUACCCGACCGAGGAAGAGGAGAAGAAGGAGGAGAAGUAACUGGGCGCGAGGGGCUCAGAGAAACACAGACACACACACAUACACACCUCCCCUUUAACACUUCACACGACGAGAAAAAGAAUAAUCCUGACGUGUCCAGAACUGGUUUUCCCUUGUACAGAUGUGAAGUUUUCAAGGCAUUACUUUGUAGUUCAUUUCGGACAUAUUAUCAUCGUCUCUGAUAGGGAGGGGGCGGGCAGGUUGGUUUUAUUUUUUAAAUCCAGCAGGAGUUUCUCUCUUGAAUUUCGUUACAGUUUUCUCUCCAGGUCUUGGGUAUCACAACUGAUCGUAGCAGCCAGUGAAUUGUAGAUUAGUUGCCUUGGCUUGUAGAACGCUUGUGGGGUGCCGACUAGAGUCAGAGGCUCUCCUUGUUCAGUGUUGGGUGUUGUUGUUUUCCCCCCACCCACCCCCCAACCCCUCACUCAGACUGCUCCCUGCCCCUCCUUUUCCGUUGCGCGUCUCUCGGAUACGAGGGGCGACUCGCACGGCUUUUAAGAAGUCCCCGGUGGGGACUGGGAGGGUGGCGGGACCCAGCGGCUCCCGCCACUGUUCUGUCCCUCCACACCACCCCCCCCCCACCCUGCCUUCCCUCUGCAGCACCCUCUGGUGGUCUCCGCGCCAAAGGCCGAGGAAACGCCUGGUAGCCCAAGGGGCCACCCGCUGCUACCCCAACCAACCUGCGGGAGGCUUGUUGAUGUACGCUGCCUCCCUUCCCCUCGGUUCUCUCUCUCCCCCUCCCUCUCUCUCUCCAUUCUUCAGUCGUGUUUCCAUUGUAGUGAAAGACCCAGCUUUUGUUCGACCCGCCCUUACUUUGAGGCCUGGAGGUGACAGUUCGGUGGGUGCCAGGAUUUCAUCCAUCUCUGAGGCUGCUGACGGCCUCCUGCCUGUUACUGGAGAUGUUGUCCUGCACCAGAGCCCCUCCAUCCUGGCGCCCCCCCACCCCCCACCCCCCCCCCGAUGGACUUGCAUUAACACCUACCCACCAAUUCUCUGCAGCACACAAGCUUCUGACACUUGGUGACUGGGUCCGUGAGCAGGGUGGAGGUCAAGUGCAGGCAGAACUGAGAAGGACGUGCCAGUCUGCGACGGACGUGAUGAAUCAGUGUUUUUAGUUUUAAGCAACAUCCCCGCUCCCCCUCCCCGCCCGAGGUUCACACCCCAAUCAUCUCUCUGGUGUCCCAGUCUUUUCCUCCAGUGUUUUCUGCUUGUUACAGUCACGAUGGGGCAGGCUGUGCUCCCCCCAAUCUCUUCCACCUCCCCUCCCGUCAGCAGCCGUUGAGAGAGUGAGCUCUGACAAGCCCCCCUCUUCAUCUUGACGCAGCAGCGCAGAGCGAGGCCUGAGCUUUGAGACUCCACGGGUGGACAGAGGUGGCCCGAGGUAGGGGGGGUGGGCUGCGUUGUUCCACAUGUUCUGGGAGUGACAGCUGACCCGGGCAUCUCACCCAGCCCCAGAGCACCUCUGAUAAUCGACAGCGGUUUCUGGUUUGACGUAAACCUCCUUCCCGUCCUUUCGCCAAAUCCACCUGCGGUGGGGAGGAGGGAAGACGGCGAGCGCCACUUUACCGGCUUGCAUUUUUCUUUCAUCCCUGCUGGCUGCCCUCUCUCUUUCCCUCUCUCUCGCUCCCUCCCUCCCCGGGGAAAAACUCAUCUUGGGUUUGUGGUCAGUAAAGGGUGGGGGGGGGUGGGGAAGAGACGAUCCCCUGGAGCCAGUAGCGGUCGCAGAUCGAGCUGAAAGGUGUACGGUUAUUCUCUCUGCAAUAUUCUGCUUUUUGAAACAGUGGAGGGCUGAGGGGAGGUUUUACGUUUCCGGGGAGGCCUGGGGUAAAAGGGAGAGAGCAGAGAAUCUGGUUUAGGCCACCUACUGUUAGCUGGGGAUGGCGGAGUUGGGGGGUGGGGGAGGUUGGCGGGAGAGACUCUCCUCAUUUGGUAUUCUGGAAAUCCAUCGGCCUCACACAGCAGAAGUAUUGAUUUGACAGUGUUCUGGUGUUAUUGCAGUAAGACCGAUUAUAAUGUGCUCAGUAGUACUUUUUAAACAGGAUGGGGAGGGAGGGAGGGGGGGAAUAUAUUUGUGUCUGAGGUAUUUGUGGAGGGAAAGUGGCAAAAGCUCGGAGAUUGAAGUGUUGGUGUCACUUUCCUGGCUUUCAUCUGUUGGAGCCCUUCUGCCCCAUUCACAUUGGCUCCUCAGAUGUCGUCUUUUAGAGGGGAGAACUGAUUUUAGCUGGUUUUAAAGGAUCUGUUUUUUGUAGAAUUCCUACCGAGUAUUGUGAUAACUGCUUCUUGCAGCUCUGCACUGUGCGUGCCACUGACUGCGCGCACAAAUAUUAUUGUGUAAUAAAACGGAAAAAGAAUAACCCCUUCUCAGCG